This is a messenger RNA of Solanum dulcamara, 2853 nucleotides long. Its product is annotated as linoleate 9S-lipoxygenase 6-like. Gene Ontology annotation, molecular function: metal ion binding; protein binding; oxidoreductase activity, acting on single donors with incorporation of molecular oxygen, incorporation of two atoms of oxygen. Lineage: Eukaryota; Viridiplantae; Streptophyta; Magnoliopsida; Solanales; Solanaceae. The record is from RefSeq and is a predicted model, not a curated record. Gene Ontology annotation, biological process: lipid oxidation. The transcript is spliced from 9 exons. Bases 37 to 2619 code for a protein of 860 amino acids.
UCUCUUUUUAUAUUCGCCUUACAUAAAUAUAUCAAAAUGUUUAAGGGUAUUGCUGAUGGACUACUUGGGCAUCAUAGCUCAAAGAAAGUUAGAGGAAAUGUUGUGAUGAUGAAAAAGAAUGCUUUAGACUUUACUGAUAUAGCUGGUUCUGUUGUUGAUAGUGUUUUUGAUGUCCUUGGCCAAAAAGUCUCUUUCCAAUUGAUCAGUUCUGUUCAGCUUGAUCCAGCAAACAAUUCAAAAGGGAAACGCAGCAAUCCAGCCUACUUGGAGUCGGGGCUGACUAGUUUAAUCCCAUUCGCAUCAGCUGAAUUAACCUUUGGUGUGACAUUUGAUUGGGAUGAGGAGUUUGGAGUCCCAGGUGCAGUCCUCGUAAGGAAUAAUCAUCUCAAUGAGUUCUUUCUCAAGUCACUCACACUUGAAGAUGUGCCUAAUCAUGGCAAGGUUCAUUUUGUUUGCAAUUCUUGGAUUUAUCAAGCUAGUAAAUACAAGUCAGAACGCAUUUUCUUUGCAAAUCAGUCAUAUCUUCCUAGUGAAACACCAAAAUCUUUGCUCAAAUACAGAGAAGAUGAGUUGGUAAACUUACGAGGAAAUGGAAAAGGAAAGCUUGAGGAAUGGGAUAGAGUUUAUGACUAUUCUUUGUACAAUGACUUGAGCAAUCCAGAUGAAGGUGAACAACAAAUCAGACCUAUCUUGGGAGGUUCUAUUGAGUAUCCGUAUCCUCGGAGAGGAAGAACAAGCAGAUCACCAACACGAAGAGAUCCUAAAAUUGAAAGCAGGCUUCCACUUGUUCUGAGCUUAAACAUCUAUGUACCGAGAGAUGAGCGUUUUGGUCACUUGAAGAUGGCAGACUUCCUUACUUACGCUUUGAAAUCUUUAUCUCAAUUCAUCGUCCCUGGAGUAACUGGUACUAUUGAUGGCACCCCUAAUGAGUUUGAUAGUUUUGAGGAUAUACUUAGACUAUAUGAUCGAGGAAUCAAACUUCCUCAAGGCCCUUUAUUCAAAUCUUUCACUGGUAACAUUCCUCUGCCGAUGGUAAAAGAACUCCUUCGAACUGAUGGUGAAGGAAUAAUGAAGUUUCCGACUCCUCUAGUUAUUAAAGAAGAUAAAACUGCAUGGAGGACUGAUGAAGAAUUUGCAAGAGAAAUGCUAGCUGGAGUUAAUCCUGUCAUAAUUUCUGGACUCCAAGAAUUUCCUCCAAAAAGCAAGCUGGAUCCUAAUGUAUAUGGAAAUCAAAAUAGUACAAUUACUAUACAACACAUUGAGGAUAAGUUGGAUGGACUUACAAUUGAUGAGGCAAUCAAGACUAAUAAACUUUUCAUAUUGGACCACCAUGAUAUGAUUAUACCAUAUUUGAGGAGGAUAAACACCACAACAACCAAAACCUAUGCCUCAAGAACUUUUCUCUUAUUGCAAGAUAAUGGAUCUUUGAAGCCAUUAGCAAUUGAAUUAAGUUUGCCACAUCCCGAUGGAGAUCAAUUUGGUGUUGUUAGCAAAGUAUAUACACCGUCUGAUCAAGGUGUUGAUAGCUCCAUCUGGCAAUUGGCCAAAGCUUAUGUUGCAGUUGUUGACUCAGGUGUUCAUCAACUAAUUAGUCAUUGGUUGAAUACACAUGCAGUGAUUGAGCCAUUUGUGAUUGCAACAAAUAGACAAUUAAGUGUGCUUCAUCCCAUUCAUAAGCUUCUAAAUCCUCAUUUUCGAGACACAAUGAAUAUAAAUGCUAAUGCAAGACAAAUUCUAAUCAAUGCUGAGGGAGUUCUUGAGAGUACAGUUUUUCCUUCGAAAUAUGCUAUGGAAAUGUCGUCUGUGGUUUACAAAAGCUGGAUUUUCCCUGAUCAAGCACUUCCGGCUGAUCUUGUUAAAAGGAAAGUGGCAGUUGAGGAUUCCAGUUCUCCACAUGGAGUUCGUCUAUUGAUACAAGACUAUCCAUUUGCUGUCGAUGGUUUAGAAAUAUGGUCAGCAAUCAAAAGUUGGGUGACAGAAUACUGUAAUUUCUACUACAAAGCGGAUGAUACGAUCCUGAAAGACACUGAACUCCAAGCAUGGUGGAAGGAACUCCGCGAAGAGGGACAUGGCGAUAAGAAAGAUGAACCCUGGUGGCCUAAAAUGCAAACACGUCAAGAGCUAAUCGAUUCAUGUACCAUCAUCAUAUGGGUAGCUUCUGCACUUCAUGCAGCAGUCAAUUUCGGGCAAUAUCCUUAUGCAGGUUACCUCCCAAAUCGCCCUACAUUAAGUCGAAGAUUUAUGCCAGAGCCUGGAACUCGUGAGUAUGAAGAGCUGAAGAGAAAUCCUGAUAAGGCAUUCCUGAGAACAAUCACCGCUCAAUUGCAAACAAUGAUUGGUGUUUCCCUUAUAGAGAUUUUGUCUAGGCAUAGUUCAGAUGAGAUUUACCUCGGACAACGAGACUCCCCUGAAUGGACAAAGGAUCAAGAACCCCUGGAUGCUUUUGAUAGAUUUGGAAAGAUGUUGAGUGAAAUUGAAAAUCGAAUUAUACAAAUGAAUGGUGACGUCGAUACAUGGAGAAACAGGACAGGGCCUGUUAAGGCUCCAUAUACAUUGCUUGUUCCAUCAAGUGAAGGUGGACUUACAGGCAAAGGAAUUCCCAACAGUGUGUCAAUAUAGACACCGCCAUGAGAAUAAGGUCAUCGACAGUGGAUGAAGAAAGCUGGAGUCUCAAUAAAUCGUGUGAUGAAUUUCCGUUAAGUGUGAUUCCUCUAAGUCUACUUUAUUUCCGUUUCAACCAAUCUUGUAAUUCUUAUUCAGUAUGUUGUGAGAAUAAUGCAAAUAAUUCCAGCCUAAAAUGCAAAAGUUUUUUAGUGAUUUCUACUCAACCGUCUAUAUCUGACAUGUACCCAC